AUGGCAAAGAGACAUGAUCGGAUGAAGUCUCUAGCAGAGCAAAUUGCUGACCUACAAGAUCCAACUCCGAAAGACUUUGACCCAGAAGACUUAAAUGACGGCGAAGAAAGCAGCGACAAUCAAUCAUCUGGAGCGGAGGACGGUAAUGCUAACGCCGGCCGGGAGCAUUACAUAUCUGUUGGAAAGAGCAAGCUCCGCAAACCGGAAAGAGUGUCUCUCGGACGCGAAUAUGCUGGGUCACGAGUUAGUAGAGAAGCACUUGAAAGCGACGGGAGCGAAGACGAUACAUUCCGCAAGGAUACAAGCGACGAGGUUAUGUCCGAGUCAGCUGAUGAGCUGGACGAAUCGGAGAACGGACGAGUGGGAGAAGAUAGUUCUGAUGCAGAAUCUGAGGAUAUGGAUAAUGGGCUAGGAUCUGGUGGUGAGCUAGAUGGAGUAACUGAUUCUGAAGACGAUCAAGAAUUUGGGGAUAGCAAUGAUGACGAAACGAGCGCGCCGGCCGCAUCAGACGAUCGCGCUGAAAUUAGGCGACUCAUGGUUUCUGAUCACAAAACUGUCGCAGCGUCAUUAUCUCAAGCUGCGAAGGCAGAUGCUGCAAAGGGGAGUGCGAUCAAGCGACAGCGGUCGGCGUUCGGUGCCAUACUGAACGCACGUAUCAAACUUCAGAAGGGCAUUACAAUUCUGAACGGUCUACCGUCUACGUUGAAGGAUGAUAACGCGAUUGAUCAGGCCUCGAUCAAGUCUGCCGAAGCUGCGGCACUGGCCCUUUGGAGCACGAUCGAAGAUCUUCGACAUGCACUUGUCGAUGCCCAAACUAGCAGCAUCUCUUCUAAAAAACGAAAACGAGGCCUGCAUCCUUGUGCCUCCACCUCGUCGGCAGAUAUCUGGAACCGCAUGGAAGAAAUCGAAGCACAGUCACGGCCCCACCGCCGCGCAGUCCUGGAUAAAUGGGCAUUAAAAAUACGUGGCUCAAGGGCAGCACUGCCGAACGCCAGAGGUAAAUUAAUGAAUCACGGAGCAGUUGACCAGCAAACAAUAACUUCCGUACUGGAUGCCCACAUUGCAACAGAACUGGAUAGUCACCCGUCCAAACGCACCAUGACGGACAAAGUCCAACAACUUAAACAACCCAACGGCACUUCUAGCGCCUCACACGAGCUUAACGAGAUUUACGACGACUCUAUUUUCUAUCAGGCUCUCCUCCGCGACCUUGUGGAGGAACGAAUGUCAGCCAACAGCGGCGUCGAAGCACUUCAGAUGCAGCUUCCCUCUCGCCUUGCUAUCCACCCCACCACUGGGAUGCGCAAGGAUAAGGUUAAAAGAUCUGUGGAUACCAAGGCAUCCAAGGGCCGUAAGAUGCGGUAUACAGUUCAUGAGAAACUGCAGAAUUUCAUGCCUCCAGAGGACAGAGGUACAUGGGGAGAUCGCGCCAGGGGGGAGUUCUUCGCUUCCUUGCUGGGGAGAAGUGCGCGGGCGGUUUUGGGUGAGGAUGAUGAGGAUGAGGACAAGGUUAUGGACGAUGAGGAGGAUGUUGAAGAGGAUGGACUCAGACUCUUUCGGAGUUAA
This is a messenger RNA of Histoplasma mississippiense, 1566 nucleotides long. RefSeq lists its product with no specific name. Gene Ontology annotation, biological process: maturation of SSU-rRNA from tricistronic rRNA transcript (SSU-rRNA, 5.8S rRNA, LSU-rRNA). The coding region runs from base 1 to 1566 and encodes 521 amino acids. The record is from RefSeq and is a predicted model, not a curated record. Lineage: Eukaryota; Fungi; Ascomycota; Eurotiomycetes; Onygenales; Ajellomycetaceae. The transcript has 3 exons. Gene Ontology annotation, cellular component: nucleus; nucleolus.